AUGGCUUUCGCUGCAGCAGCUCUCACACACACCAGCUCCUAUGCCGCCAUAAUCUCGACGCCAUUCACACAAAACCGGAGACGAAUUCCUGCACGACUUUGUGUGAUCAAAGCAGUGAAGUCCUCAGAACCGUCGCAGAAUGACAAAGCUUCAGAAGCAGCCGCGCCACAGGUUAAAGAAGAUUCCUCUAAUGCGCAGUCUUCUGCAUCCUCAGCGGCAGCUCCGAAGUCGCCGCCAAAGAAGCCUGUUUACUCCAUGAAGAAAGGUCAAAUUGUUAGAGUGGACAAGGAAAAGUACCUCAACAGUAUAAAUUAUUUGUCCGUAGGGCACCCACCGUAUUACAGAGGUUUGGAUUACAUAUAUGAAGAUCGGGGAGAGGUGCUUGACUUGCGCAUAUUUGAUACAGGCGAAUAUGCAUUAGUUGCUUGGGUUGGAAUACCAACAGCUCCAGCUUGGCUUCCCACAGACAUGCUUAUCAAGUCAGAAAAGCUCGAUUAUGAGAGAAUUUAAUCGAUGCAAGAAGGCGACACAGGUGAUGUCAAAUUAUAUUGUAUGAAUGUUAGAAAAAUCAGCUGCCAAUUACUAUAAACUGAUAAUGUUAAGCUGUUGUGUCAUUCACUUCAAGCAAUUCACUAGCA
This is a messenger RNA of Andrographis paniculata, 638 nucleotides long. RefSeq names its product NAD(P)H-quinone oxidoreductase subunit O, chloroplastic. The record is from RefSeq and is a predicted model, not a curated record. The coding region runs from base 1 to 510 and encodes 169 amino acids. The transcript is spliced from 6 exons. Gene Ontology annotation, molecular function: oxidoreductase activity, acting on NAD(P)H, quinone or similar compound as acceptor. Lineage: Eukaryota; Viridiplantae; Streptophyta; Magnoliopsida; Lamiales; Acanthaceae. Gene Ontology annotation, cellular component: plasma membrane.